AUGAAGAGGUCAAAGGGAAAGGCUCCGGUAAGGCCCAAAGGGUCGAAUCUUUCCAGGCUUGGGCCUCAAUCGGUACUAAGUAGUGUGCCAAAGGGAUAUCUUGCUAUGAUGAAAGAUAUCCAAACCGAAGUUAAAAGCAUUGACGACAGUAGGCCAGUAAAAAAAAGAAAGCGUCAAAGAGACCAAGUAGGGGAUCGGGUCGAUUUGGAUUCAGCUAAUGACUCUGAAGUAGUAUACAUCUCCUCGGAUUCUUUAGAAGACCCAGACGAACGGCAUCCGACAUCAGAAACGCAGAAACAUUACUACACAAAUUCGAUCCAACUGAUCGAAGGUAAUCAGGAUGAUGAUGAAGAUGAAGAUGAAGAUGAAGAAGAAGAAUUUGAGUGGGACGAUGUAAAUCUUUUGAAUGCUGAUACGGGAGUAGCAGACACAGCAGAAAUAAACUCCAAUGGUGGCGAUGCGAAUAAUUCUGUCGUAGGCACGUCAAAGGAAGCAAGUUCGACUCAAGGAAUUACCAUAUCCUUGAAUGCCAAAGAAACCAAGUUAACUUCGAAAAGUCGCAAAGUACAUCAUUUGACAAAAGAGGAAAAAGCUGACAGAAUUUUGAUUCAUAAACUCCAGCUUAUCUGCCUCCUACACCACAACUCUCUCCGUAAUCACUGGUGCAAUGAUUUUCUCCUUCAUAGGGACUUCAAAAGGGUAUUAAGUAAUAAUAUUCUACAGGAGCUAUUUCCACCAGACCAUUUAUCUCCCACUUUAAAAACUCGAAAAUUUCUAGACGGGCUACGCCAUGCUUGUAAGGCAUGGAGUAACAGUUUCCGUAUCACACACAAGGGGUUGAGAAUGCUCGGCUGGGAUGAAAUAUUUAACAAGUCUCGACUGAUUGAGAGCCGAAUGGGUAUAGAAAAAUUUAGAAGGCAAUUGACUAGAUUUAGAGGGUCUAGUGAUUUAUCCGCUCAAGGAUUUUGUGCUCUUUUGAGAUCAGUGGAUGUGGAUGCCAGGCUUGUCUGCUCCCUUCAACCACUGGAUUUUACAUCUAAUACACCUAUGGAAGAGUCAGCAGAAUCGUCAGAUAAGGAUACCUCUCGAGCUGGAAGUCCUAGUUCCAGGCACCCCUCGACAUUUCAUCAGGGCAGUGCUUACCCCAUUUAUUGGGUAGAGGCAUGGGAUCCAGCCAGCUCAAGGUGGGUAUCGGUAGAUCCAACAGUAACACAAUCGGUGGAAGUUGUUCGAGGAAGGUCAAAACUGGAACCUGCUUUGUCAGACCCAUACAACUCUCUCCGAUAUGUCAUUGCAUUUGAACGCGAUGGCACUGCUCGCGAUGUGACAAGACGUUAUGCCUAUCAAUACAACUCCAAAACGAGGAAAAAGCGAAUAACAAAUACCGAAUCAGGUGCGGUAUGGUGGGAGCGAGUUAUGCGAUACUUUACACCUCGUCAGCUGGACCCAAGAGCUAUCGCUGAAAUUGCGGAACUUAAAAAACGGGAAGCAUCCGAAGGACUACCAACGAAUAUACAGGACUUCAAGGGUCAUCCUAUAUAUGUUUUGGAACAACACUUGCGUCAAAAUGAGGUUCUCGACCCGAAAGUUCCUUGUGGGACACUAGCCUUGAAACACACCAAGAAAAUCCAAAGAGGAUCUUUUGAAGCGUAUGUGGGUGGAAAAACAUGUCCUGUUUAUCAUAGGAAGCAUGUUAAAAUAGUUCGUUCAGCCCAAUCCUGGUAUAGACUUGGUCGUGUAGUCAAAGCUGGCAGUCAGCCUCUUAAACAUACAAAAGCCAGGAAGAGUCUCAGCUCUAAAUAUAGCGAUACAGAAGAUGCAGGUGAAGAGGAGGCAAAUGUCGGAAUGUAUUCACUUGAUCAGACCACCAAGUACGUACCUCCACCAAUUGUAGAUGGGAAAGUGCCGAGAAAUGCAUUUCGCAACAUCGACGUUUACGUGCCAUCUAUGAUACCAGAGGGAGGCCGACAUUUAAGGUAUCCCAAUAUUAACUUGGCGGCUAAAAUCCUUGGGGUUGACUAUGCUGAUGCUGUUUGCGGGUUUGACUUUGCUCGUAGAAAAAUGAAUCCGAGAAUCGAGGGGAUAGUCAUUGCAGCCGAGUUUGAAGAAGCUGUAAUGGAAGUCUAUAACCAUCUGGUGUAUGAGAAGGAAGAAGAGGAUAAAAAGGUAGUUGAAGCCAAAGCAUUGCUGAGAUGGAAGCGGUACCUGAUUGCAUUACAGAUAAAGAGCAGGUUGAAUAGAGUCCACGGAAAGUUAGAAGAAGAGUCGAUACCAAAGGCCGAUGGUAGUGGAUCUGAUAGCGAUGUCGUUGUUUCAGAAGUAAACACCACACCGGCGCCAAAAGGUAGAUUUGACCUAUCCGAUAUUGAUGUCGAGAAGCUUCUUGCUACUGGGAGGCUUGCCCCUGCAAGCUCAUCGGUAGACAAUGAGAGCAGUAAUGAAUUUUCAUUUACUGUAUUACAUCAGUUAGAUGGCAAUAAUAUUGAAAGUGCAAUUGUGGUGUCUAGCCGGGAAAACUCAGUUGAAGCGGAACCAACUUCUCACGUACGUUCCACAAAUAUGGUCAGUCGCUCGAACGGUGAGGUUGUCAGCGCUUCUGAAACUCAACAGCUGGAAGAUGACACUGAAACUCAGCCAGUAACUGAAAUACCUCAGAAUGCUGAGCGACUUUCAGAUUCCCCCAAAUCCACGAAUUUUUACAAUGGUGGUGUACAGGAUGCCAAGUUUUCAACAUCUAACCAGUUUUCAAUGGCAACUGUUGCUGACGAAACACAGUUGACAGAAGAGACUCAACUGACGUCUUUGGUAGAAACACAGAUUACUGAGGAGACUCAACAGACAUCUUUUGUAGAAACACAGGAUCUGACCAAAAGCGACGACGACAGCAGUGGAGGGUUCAUGGCCGAGUCAAUGAGCGAGUCCGAGCUUCUCGCUGAACUAGACGAGGAAAUGGACUCGUCCUGA
Messenger RNA from Sugiyamaella lignohabitans, 2964 nucleotides. RefSeq names its product Rad4p (gene RAD4). Lineage: Eukaryota; Fungi; Ascomycota; Dipodascomycetes; Dipodascales; Trichomonascaceae. The transcript has a single exon. Gene Ontology annotation, cellular component: XPC complex; nucleotide-excision repair factor 2 complex; cytoplasm. Gene Ontology annotation, molecular function: damaged DNA binding; single-stranded DNA binding. Gene Ontology annotation, biological process: nucleotide-excision repair; mismatch repair. Bases 1 to 2964 code for a protein of 987 amino acids. The record is from RefSeq and is a predicted model, not a curated record.